AUGGCUGUGGCGGACCAGCCUUCGGGCUUGAUGGACAUCGCAAGCUCCCUCACUCAGGAUGAAAUUCCAUUUAAGCUGAGAUGCGCUAUCUGCAACAAACUUGCCGUUAAUGCGUUCCGCUUGCCUUGUUGCGACCAGUCCAUCUGUGAAAACUGCCAGAUAUCGCUUCCCGAGACUUGCCCCGUGUGCGCACAUACUCCCAUUUCCUCCGACCUAUGCAAGCCAAACAAAGCUUUACGGACGACCCUCAAAGCCUUCCUUCGCACGGAAGAAAAGAAACGCGAAAAGGAGCGACAAUCUGCUACGCCUGCGAUCUCGAAUGGAGUGACGCCUGCAGAUGUGACUCCGGCUCAGUCGGAGACACCAGCGGUGUCCGAAACUCCUGCAGGCAAGGCGGUGGGAGAGACACCAGAGGGCAAACUUCACACUAAUGAUGUCGCACGGGACGCAUCAUCUAAUGUUGUGACUGGUGCAGAGCCGUCGGACACCGUUCCUGAGAAUGUGGCAGAUAUAAAUGAAGGAGCAGUACUCAAGGCUUCUGUUGAAAACGAGCAAGCUGAAGAUGGCCCGGUCGAGGCAGGUCAGACAGAUGAGGCUGCAGAGGGAAACGAACCUGCCGAAGGAGAUGCGACGCAAGAGCCUCAGCUCCCCCAACCCGCGGACGAAGGAAUGACUCAGGCCCAAGGCCCGGCACAGAUGUUCGCCAAUCCCAUGGGAUUCAACAUGGGACCCGGCGCCUUUCCAAGCAUGGCAUGGAACAACGCCAGCGGCGAUUUCAAUCCAAUGGCCCAGUUCAUGGCUAACGGCAUGUUCAACUUCCCCAACCCAAUGGGAAUGUCUGGUAUGGGAAUGGACCCAAUGGUCACGAAUCAGGGUAUGCUUGGAGGCUACGGGAUGAGCAUGAAUGGCAUGAACAGUGGCAUGAAUAUGGGAAUGAAUUACGACGCUAGUCAAGGGAUGUAUGGGGGAUGGGACGGCUCUCAGAACAAUAUGUGGAAUGGAGGCCAAGAUAAAUUCAAUCCAAAUGCUUUCGCAAAUGGUAUGGGCCCGCAGUAUGGGGGUCCUUCUGGAUUUGGCGGAUAUAAUAUGUCUCAACCCAACGGAGUUCAUGCUCAAAUGCAGCAACAACAGUUCCCUAGCCAAGAUUUUCAGAACGGGUACUAUGGCCCCGGUUAUGGCAGAGGCAAUUUCCGAGGCCGCGGCCGUGGGUUUGCUCCUGGCGGCCGUGGCCGUGGCGGCUUUGCUGGGCAUAUGCAGGCUAAUUAUCCCCCUAAUGCUAACUACGCAGCAUUCCAAACCCCUAAUUCUUCUGACUUUGAUCAAGACACGGCAGGCCAGUCGCAGGAAGGUGGCCCUGCUGGAAUAUCGCAGGACGAUCCCAGCGCCCCGGAAAGACGGACUGGCGACACACAGAAUGUAUCCGGCGAUGGACAAGUGAAGCCUGACCAGGAGCCGUCAAAGGAGGCAGCUUCUCAGGAAGUUUCUGGCGACACUGCAGCAGAGGCUAUAUCUGCAGACGGACCCACUGCCGAUGGAAAUACGGGGGAAGAGGAAACCCAAUUGCGAGGGAUCCCUACGAUCGACAGUCUUGAUCAGACCAACCAUUAUCAAAUGAUGCCCAAUGCUUCGAUGGGCAUGCCUGGCCACAUGGGAAUGGGCUUUGGACGAGGCUAUACGCGCGGACCGUUCUCAGGAGGCCGCGGGGGUGGCUUUGGGGGCCCUCCUUUUAUGGGCGGGUCAAACAUGCAGCAGGAACCGCGGGGUCAGGGCGUUGAAGGAGCCCCUGCCGCUCCUAGGGCAAUGCGUGAGGGUCUCCCCAACACUAGUGUUCUGAGACAACGGAACUUCUUUGCUCAGGGACGACCUGCAGGUGCGUCGCUAAGAAGCGAACAGAGCGCAACCCCAACAACGCCGCACGAAGACGCACAGACCCGACCGAGGAGUCGAUCCCGAUCUCCCGGUCGCUCCGAGGUCGAUGGCCGCCGCUCCAUCCGUCAGCGCUCACCAACAGUGGAUAAUGGCACCGAGAAUCUCGAACGCAGACGUGAUGCGCCCAGAAGGCCCCGUCGAGAAGACAAAUACGACGAGCCAUCCGCGGCCGAGGAUGUCCGCCGUUCUCGCUCUCCGUCUUUUGAUUCUAAACGAUCAUCUCACCGACGGGACAAGGAACGGGAGGGCAGGGGUGCACGUCGCUCCCAUCGAUCCCAUCGCCGCAGUCGCAGCCGAAGCCGGAGUCGCAGCCGCAACGGAGAUUCGCAUGACGUCGAUCGUCUUCCGCGGAUCCUAGAGGAGCCCGCCUCCCGCUCGGAGAGCAGAGCGUCCGUCUCGCGGAAGGACCGCUCCAGUCGCCGCGAAGAAGAACGAAAUCGAGACAGAGACAGGGACCGAGACCGAGACAGAGACGCCAGACGGCGCGACCGUGACAGAGAAAGAGAGCGUAACCGUGACCGCGAUCGACACCGUGAACGCGAAAAAGACCGUGAUCGCCACCGGGAUCGAGACCGCGAGCGAGACCGGGAUCGGAAACGCUCUCGCCGCGACCGAACCCAGUCCCCCGCUGACAGUGACUAUUCCUCUCGCCACCAUUCCCGACGUAUCAAGCGAGACCGCGAGGACGGCGGCGACAGAGACAAAGACCGCGCCAGAGACAAAGCACCCGCCAAGCCCUCCGAGCCCGAAAAGGAUCCACACACGCUGGAGCGCGAGGCCCGCAAUCGCGAACGAAUGCUCAAAGAGCAGCAGCGGCGGGAAGCGAUGAACGCAGAGGCCAAAUCCAGCCGCCGACGCGAUAGCCGGCAGGAGCGUACCCAGGCCGGAGGCCGUCGGCUCAGCUACAAGUAUGAAGACGAGGAGCCUGAUUCGGCGCGUGCGGCGCGUGUGGAACGAGAGCGAGAGGCUAGCCGGUGGUCGUGA
Messenger RNA from Aspergillus thermomutatus, 2913 nucleotides. RefSeq lists its product as uncharacterized. NCBI's taxonomy places the organism in Eukaryota, Fungi, Ascomycota, Eurotiomycetes, Eurotiales, Aspergillaceae. The record is from RefSeq and is a predicted model, not a curated record. The transcript is spliced from 7 exons. The coding region runs from base 1 to 2913 and encodes 970 amino acids.